UUAACAAGAUCAUGCUCUCUUUGACCUACUAACUGAAUGGGCAGCUGAUAGCAAUGCGACAGAUCUAAUUCUAAUCAUGACUGUUGCAAAGGUACUGGAUUGUAGAACAGGGGAGGUUUGCUGAGCGAGCCAAGGAGUGCUGCCUAGCAGGAUGGAUAAAUGGCUGGCUCACAAACAGGUUGUUGGAUUGGGAGGAUGUCAAGUGGCUCAGGAUGCGAUACGGGGACAGGAUUCACAUACUUGUCUAAUGACCUUGAAGGCUAACUCUGCGCUGCCUACGUUUCUGGACCUCUCCAAGUGGGGCGGUCUAGUAAACAUAGAUGAUCUAUUUAAAAAUACGGGGAGGGGAGACACUGAAGUGGCACCCCAUUCAGAUCAGGGCGAUGAGGUUUGAUGGGGAGGAGCGAGCCAGGGAAAGAACAACUCUCCGUGGAGACAUAGAAUUAGAGUCAUCCAAAGCUUCACUCCCAAGGAGAAUGAGGAUGAUGGUGGGCAACAAACUCACUGCAUUCCACCACUUCUCUUCUGGAAAUCCCGAUACUGCUGUGAGAAGCUGGCCUCAUUUCAUGCUGCACCUGGGCUGCUGGGACCUCCCUGAAGGGAAGACGCUUGCUGGUCCUUCUUUGACUCUUACCUGGUGUUUCUAAACUGGCUCUUGCAGUAACAGUUGUGAUGAAUGUGACCUCUAGGUUAGCAUCUGACAAGCUUUGCGUGACUCAGAUUCAUCGAGUCAUGCAACACUCUGUGAAGGGAAGGAAGAGUGGGAUUGUAAAGCCCCACCCUGCGGAGGCGCUGCCGUCUUGGCUUUGGAAUGAGGGGACGGACGUGACCAGCAGUGGCCGCGAUGAGAGCAAUAGCCAACGGGUGGCGCCUCUCCUGCUGAUAAAAAUGAUCAACAAGUCCCGAUGGAAGAUGAUCUUAGGGCUGGCGUUCUUUCUGGUGUUGGCGUGGUACUCUAUAUCCCGCGAAGAAAGGUACAUACAUCUUUUUUCUUUCCCCGUGCAAGAUGUCAGAAUGACGUGUCCCCAAGGAGAGUUGGAAAAGAAAGCCACGCUGCUCAUAGGAAAUUACACACGGGACCAUCCCAUGUUUUUACACCUAAACGAUUACUUUUGGGUGAAGAACCAGUCGCCGUAUGAGCUGCCAUAUGGGACUAAAGGAAGCGAAGACAUUCUCCUCCGGGUGUUAGCGAUCACCAGCUACUCGGUGCCCGAAAGCAUCCAAAGCAUGAAGUGCCGAAGAUGUGCAGUGGUGGGGAACGGACACCGGCUCCGAAACAGCUCCAUGGGGGAAGCAAUCAACAAAUAUGACGUGGUAAUCAGGUUGAACAACGCACCGGUUCAUGGGUACGAGGGGGACGUGGGCUCCAAAACCACUAUGCGGCUGUUUUACCCAGAGUCCGCGCACUUCAACCCCAGACGGGAAAACAACCCGGAUACUCUGCUGGUGCUGGUGCCCUUUAAACCCAUGGAUUUCCAGUGGCUGGAGACGAUCCUCAAUGACAAGAAGCGAGUUCGCAAAGGGUUCUGGAAGCAGCCCCCUUUAAUCUGGGAUGCCAAUCCCGAACAAGUGCGCAUUCUGAACCCUUACUUUAUGGAAAUUACUGCUGCUAAAUUGCUUAAUCUUUCCAUGAGGCAGCCGCGGAAGAUUAAACAGAAACCAACAACAGGAUUAUUAGCCAUCACCUUGGCAUUGCACUUCUGUGACCUGGUACAUAUCGCAGGCUUUGGGUACCCCGAUUCUGCCAAUAAGAAACAGACUAUACACUACUACGAGCAAAUCACACUUAAAUCAAUGGCUGCUUCGGAGCACAAUGUCUCGCACGAGGCAUUGGCAAUAAAAAGGAUGCUUGAAUUAGGCAUCGUCAAGAACCUUACGUACUUCUGAUGGGACGUGGACUGGAAUCUCCCCGCAUUGCCUUGGCCUCCACCUUGGCUGCCUGUUGCCCAGCGCGUCCCAACAUCCACCGGGCCGGAGAUACCUGCUGCUUCGCCGCAGGGCCCCGAAUGGGCUCCUUGCUCGUGGGGAGGGCUGGCUGCUGGGGACAGCGCUGGUCCUGGAGAAAGUGGGCAGAGGGGGAGAGGGCUGCAGAGUCCCCCUCGGCCAGGCUGACGUGGCUUUCAGCCACGUCGUGUCAAGGCUGAGAAGCAGAGCAUCCAAAAUCCUUACAGUUGUGGGGUGGCUGGAUCCCUUUGUGGCCAAGCCAACGCUGACUUGCCGGCUUUUAGGGUGGCGCAGAGGGUGCCCCCGUGGGAUGGGCCCUCAUGGCUUGCUGCUGCACCCCCCAUCUUUGGCCUGCCUGCUCUGUGUAGGGGACUGGGGCUGUUUGCCGCUCUGUUGAACUGAACGCUGGACAGGUGAAGAAUUGUCAACUUCUCGCCAGAUCAGUUUGCUCUCAGUCCGAAAGAGGCAGCGGGGCUGGUUUGACCCCCCUACACCAGCCCCCCUCCCAGGGUGGGGGGCUGUCUCUGGGGGUGCAGCGCGUGGGAAUGCUGCUGUAGGUGAAAGUUGUAAUGGUGUCCUUUUUUAAACAUUUAUUUGGGGGGGGGGGGAAGGGGAACCGUGCAGUAUUUUGCCGAUGGGGUUUUAGACUGACCCUCCUUCCCCCCAAUGCUGCUUCCCAGUGGGAAUGGGGAGGUGGCGAUCAAAGUGGGGGCAGAGAGGCAGAGUGGUGGGAGCAUUAAAUUAUUCUUCGCUGACAGAGCACAGCUGCCUGCUUUACCCCCAGCAGCCCUCGGGCAGUGCAGGGGAGGAGUUUGAAUUCUGUUCUGUAAGAGGGUCUAGCAUGGGGAGCUAAGGUGACUCCUGGUUUGGAGGAGGAAUCGUGGCCGCUUCAGGAAUGAGCUGUCCCCAGGGCCACCUCCACCGUGGGGCUGAGAUCGGAUGGCAGACGCCCUCCGCUCGGCCACACUUAAGGAUCUGAAGUAGGAAUAAAUAGGGUUUCCUUUUCCUUUAG
Dermochelys coriacea (leatherback sea turtle) is the source of this 2956-nucleotide messenger RNA. It is a transcript of the gene ST3GAL4, whose product is annotated as ST3 beta-galactoside alpha-2,3-sialyltransferase 4. Lineage: Eukaryota; Metazoa; Chordata; Testudines; Dermochelyidae. The transcript has 13 exons. The record is from RefSeq and is a predicted model, not a curated record. The coding region runs from base 673 to 1887 and encodes 404 amino acids. Gene Ontology annotation, biological process: glycolipid biosynthetic process. Gene Ontology annotation, molecular function: sialyltransferase activity.